Centruroides sculpturatus (bark scorpion) is the source of this 4564-nucleotide messenger RNA. RefSeq lists its product as uncharacterized. Lineage: Eukaryota; Metazoa; Arthropoda; Arachnida; Scorpiones; Buthidae. The record is from RefSeq and is a predicted model, not a curated record. The transcript is spliced from 28 exons. The coding region runs from base 221 to 4564 and encodes 1447 amino acids.
AAAAUUAGAAGGGAAUUUAGAAAUCCUACUAAAUACAGAAAUAUAAAAAUUUAAUGGAUUAAAAAUAUAAACAUUUUCGAAUUGCAAAAGAAAGGAAAACACAAAAAAAUAGAAUUUCCUGUUAAACGGAUUUCAGAGUGGCGAUAUCGAUAAGAAGUAACAUCCUCCGGUACAACAGAACAAAGGAAAGCAUACGAUCGCGGGCAGCACUUUUAAUUAAAUGAAUUUCGUUCUGGUAUUCGUCAUCCUUUCGAUUUUCCACCAAUUAACGACCGAUGCCAAGGAAGCGGCGUGUCCGGGCAACUUCCAAAAAGUGGAGGAGCGGUGUUUGGCCACGUUUCGCCGAGCGGAAACCUGGGAACGAGCGUACAACGUGUGCAGAAACCAGAACGGUUACCUGUUACACCUGGAAGGAAUGAAUUUCGACGCCGUCAGCAAGUACGCCGAGGACGAGAAAGUGGACGAGAUUCACCUGGGAAUCAAGUGGAGAAAAAAUAAUUAUUUAUCGCAGGAGGGAAGUCCUAAAGUUUUCAACCAAACGGGAUUUUACGCCAAAGAAAAGUUUAAGUGGAAGGACGAGAAAUUCGCGGGAGGUUGCCUGUCGUUCAGAUUUUCGACCCGGGAGUUGGACGACGUGUCUUGCAGUCGUCAUCGAUCCGCUUUCAUCUGUCGGUGGGAAAACGAGACGAAAACUCCCUUACUCUGCGACCCAGACUGGACCUAUUCCUACCUUUCCGGCAGUUGUCUUAAAGAGGUCGAUGUCUCCGGGUCUUCGCACCACGAUUGCCGAGGUCGAUUCUUCCGCCCGGAGAGUCGGGAUUGGCCCGUGUCAUCCUGGAAAUUGGACCGAAGUGACCGGAACGAUAGCCGAGCACGGGGUGAAACUCCCGACGAUUGCGUGGAAAAUUACUCGAACGAUGGCACGAUCGGGCAAAACUGCUCCCGGAAGAAUGGUUAUUUUUGCGAAAAGGAAGCCAAGAAAAUCGAGAUAAAAGCCGCGAUAAAACCCGGCCACAAAGUACUGGCUUCUUUCAAACAAUACGCCAAUUUGAUCUUCUCCAUGGACGUGGAGGUGAGGAUCGACGGAAAGAAGUACGAUUACUGGGAAUUAACGGACGUCGUCUGGUGGAAGAACGAUUAUCCCGCUUUGUACGGAAACACUACUUACCGCCCUUAUUAUCGCGUAGGGAGCAUUCUGUCCAUCGCCACCCAUUAUUAUUAUUCGUUUAAAUUACCCGGUAAUCCUUACGUCGUAUUUUCCGACAAUGCGGACAUUUCGGCUUCGGAACUCUCCACCUACCUUUUAACCUUGACGAUUCCAAGCAUCUAUUCAAACGAAAGCGUACAAGACGAAAUAAGAAUGAUAUAUAAAGAACUGGAUUCGAAUCAAAACGUAACUUCCAUGAUUAAAGCCUUUAAGAGAAAAAAUAAGAGUGGUCAAAUCGGCUGGAGACUUACGAACGUGGCCAAGAAGGACGAUAAAAUUGUGGUGGACAUCGUGCUCCUUUUCCCGUAUUUAAAGGACGAAGAAAACGAAAAGGAAAGAAUUCUGCUUUCGUUGCAGAAAUUCAUAAAUAAUUCCGGCACUAAAUAUUUCCGAAAGUGGGAAGUCGACAGUUUCAAACUGACAUUUUCGGGUCGAUGCUUCAGAGAAGAACGUCGAUUCAAUAAUACGAAUUUCACCUGGAACGACACUUAUUAUUCUCAAUCGGCGGUAUCUUCUCCUCCCUGUUUAACCGAUAAGUGGGAACUGGUGACCAGGAAGUGCCGAGGAGAAUAUGCCAAAGAAUCGAAAUGGGAGGACUUCGACUACUCCAAAUGCCUUCGGUCUAAUCAGUUUUCAGCCAAUCCGCCCCCUCGCCGAUGCGCGCCGGGAUACGCCGCCUGGAAAUUCAACCUGUGUCUGCGACAAUACCGAGAGGAAUUAAACUGGUCGGAUGCGGUCGAAAAAUGCGGCAAAAACGGCGGAUACUUAUUUUCUCCCCGCAUCGAAGCUAAUAAUCGGGUGAAGGAUUUCGACUUCUUUUCCGAACCGGAAAGGCGGAAGGAAGUGUGGCUGGGAGGACGCCGAAAUGCCGGCCAGUUUCAGUGGAUGGCGUUUUAUCCCGAAACCAUAAACGCAAGCGGCGCCAUGACAUUUCGUUGGGAGAAAGGACAACCCGCGCCGGGCAACGACUGUCUGAGCGGAGUAAUUGGCCGGCGGGAAAUUCUUCUGUACAGCCGACGGUGCCGGGAGAAACGGCCUUUCUGGUGCAUGCAUAAAGAGUUCGGUGAAGAACAAUUAUCCUAUAAUUGUCCCGACGGUUGGAAAAGCUUGCCUUGGCUGGGGAAGUGUUACCGGCUGAUGGAAAUAAAAACGAAUUGGAGGCGAUGGCGAGAGUAUUGCGAAAAACAAGGAGGAAGAUUGGCCACCCUCGAGCUCCCCGAAGUCAAUACCUUGGUUAAAAGUUUAAUAUUGGAGCGUAACCAUACAAAUUCCGGCUGGUGGAUCGGACUUCGGAGAUCGGACGAAGGACUUAUUUGGGAGGACGAAGGCGAAACCGUUCGGUACGUGAAUUGGGCGGCGGAUACGGAUUUCGGGCCGAAUUACACGGCCGGAUUAGUGAAGGUCGAAGGUUCCGGCGUUUUCUGGUCUCUGGACGAUCCAGAAAAAGAUCACUUUGGCAUCUGCCAAUCGACGGUCGAAGAUUCAAGAGUUUCCUGCGAAAUAAUCGUUGUUUCCGAAGGUGUAUUCAAAUGCCUUCCUAGUAAAAGUUAUUACAAAAGUGUCACGUGGUAUAAAGAUGGCGUUAUCGUCAACGGAACGCGAGGAUUGAUGACCGGCGGCGACGAAUAUUUAACCGUACGAAAUUUACUUUCUACAAAUACGAGCUUAGCCCGGGGUCGACUCCAGGGCUAUUAUUGGUGCCUGGUGGAUCAGAAGCGACCUUUCGUCUCCGUCGCUUCGCCCCGGAUACUUUUCACCUUCAAAAACGUGUGGACGUUCGUCGGCGAGUUCGAUUCUUCUAUGGACUUUCUUCGAUUAGAUCCGAGCACGGAGGAAUAUUUUAUUCGAUGUCGGAACAUCGGCGAAAAGAUCGAAAAAGCUUUAACUUCCGUCGGACAGACUGCCGUACACGUACAUCGACUAUCGGAGACAAAAGGUAAAAUAAAAGUAAACUUUUUCAUCUACACACGCUCUUCGAGUAAGAAGAGAGAAACAAAAGUGGACGAAAAUAAAGAGAAGUUAUUACACGAACUGCAGAACGGAAUGACCCGUAGUUCCAGUUUAUUAUCGGAAUUGAAAAUAUCGCCGGAAAGUAUUCGAAUUAAAAAUACAGACGGUUGCUUUACGACGACAACGGAGGCGGGCGACAGAAACGUAACUUGGCCUAGAAAAAAUGUCGGUGAAAUCGCUUUACCCCUAGAAGACUGCGUGACAGACAGAGGCGAUCCCGUGGUUAGAAGGUGUUUGGGAAAUUUCACUUACGGCGCUUAUUGGGGUCCCGUGGACGGAAAAUGCCGGGGAGAACUCUCCGACCUCACUCUACGAUUGAAAGAAUUAUCUACGAGCGAUGACGUAAACGUUACCAAACAGUUAAGUAAUUUAGUAAACGAGUGGCCCCGAAUUCGAGCAAUCGACAUUCACUACGUGGCUACUUGCUUGGAGAAGGUUUCCACCGAACCAAAUUUCCAAAAUCCACAAGAAUCGUUCGAAGAAAUCGCCUCGACCAUCGACAAUUUAAUGAAGAUGGACUCUUCCGUUUUGGCCUCGGCAAAUACUAAAACCAACGCUUCUUCCAGAAUUACAGCCUCGCUGGAGAGUAUGCUAGAGGCCAAUAACGUUUUUAUAAAUACAAGUAACGAAAACAUAAUUAUUGCGUCUCACCCGCUGACCUCGGAAAAUGUGGAAGUCGGAAUAUUUCUACCCCUGGAUACAAACCGGGUGAAGAGUUUACACCAGGAUACAUUAUUAAAUGACGAAUAUAGAGUAAGAAUACGUCUCCCUCGGGACGUGUCGAAAGAGAAAGCUUCGUCUAACGCCACUUUUAAUUACGUCGUAUACGAGAACGAUGCCAUGUUCUUCACCCACCGCACCGAUCGAGCCGUAGUCAGUAACGUUCUGUACGCCCGCCCGACGGGAGCUCCCGUUCGUUUGCCUUCCAAAAGAAUAGAAAUCGCAUUUCGAGUGUUCACGAUUCCCGGCCAAAUACCCCACAGUUCGAGGUGCGUUUUUUGGGAUUAUUCUGCCAACCGUAAAAUGGGAGAUUGGUCCGAUCUGGGUUGCGAAAUAACAAACCGAACCGCCCGUCGAGUGGUAUGUCAUUGCGAUCACAUGACUAACUUCGCCGUUUUGGUGAAUUUACAUCCGGAUUACGUGGAGCGAGAGAUACACGCCGUAGUCUUGGAUAUUUUCACCUACAUGGGGUGCGCGCUUUCCAUAAUGGGACUCGUAUUAACACUAAGCAGUUUCGUGAUGUUCAAAAAACUGAGAAAAGGAGUGGUGAGCAAGGUUCUGUGCAAUUUGGCAUCGGCCAUAUUGUUAAGUCUGAUCGUUUUCGUUUCGGGAAUNAUAGACGACUAA